UCCAACUGUCUUACAGAGGAAAAUAUGAAAUGUGCAUUGGGCCCUGGUGGAAUGCAUCACAUCGAUCAGGAUUCAUUCACAGGGCCUCCGGUCAGCUGUUCUUCCCAAAGCUUCAACUUCCAGUGGGAGGCUGGGACAGGGGGACGGAAGAGGAUCCCCCUGGAACCUACGAGCAGAGGAGGAGAUAGAACAGAAUGGAUGGGGACAUGGGACACAAACAGGUCAUGGACACAACAGGAGGAGGAUACCAUGGAAAACAAAAGAGAGCAGGAGGCAAAAUGCACUAAAAGCUAUCACAUAGCAGUGAAACCACAUCCGGACCUAUCCGCAUCCCAACACAUAACUAAUGCCAACGUGGCAUCGCCUGAGCUUGUUUCCAUUAGCGCUACACCGGCAAUCUGUGGAGUAACCAACCCUUCACAUGAAAGCAAGUGUCUCCCCAACAAAGAUCAUGUUAGAGAAAACAGUCCCAGUGCUAAUGUGGCUCCAAAACAAACUGACCAAAGUAAUGCAAAAGUGAAGGAACACAGUCCUCUUGGAAGUUGUGAAAGGCUUACGGCAUUAUCCAGAGGACCGGGUGAUGUGAGGCAUCUCUUGGCUCAUCCUCUUUUGGUGAAUGCCAUUCAGAAGGAGGUCCAAAAAGAGACACAAAACAAAAACUCUGCACGGCGACUGACUCAUUCAACAAUAUCACAAGCGCAAAGGCCAUUGCCUGAGCGAGAAACAGAUGGAACAGCACAAAUCAGCGUGCUGAAUGAACCCUGCGUGACAUUGCCUUGCAACACGGUACACUGCCAGAUAAUAAAAACAACACCAGCAUACACACGUCUUUCAUGUUCAAAGCAGACUAACAGCUCUUGCAUACAUCCAAAUCGAACAUGCACAUCCAGCAUGCCCAGUAACCCUACAGAGCCUAAUGCUUCACACAGCUACAUGGAGGAGGAGGAGGAGAAGGAGGAGGAGGAGGAGAGGUCCAGCAGCAGCGACGAUGAGGGAAAACUAGUUAUUGAACUUGAGUGAAACCAUAUGCUGAUGAGACUAUGGUGGCAAAACAUAUUAAAAAACUACAACCAUGACAGGAAAACCAAAAACACAAAAGCAUUCACUCAAAACAGAAACGGAAGGUCCUUAUUGAGUGUCACAUGCUCGCUGCUGAUUGGCUACAUUGCACGACAGUAUGAGAUACAACAGAAGACGGAGAGCCGGAGGAUGUUUAGAGUAUGAGGAAAUAUGACCCUAAUUGAAAUUACUCUGUGGUGAUGCAAACUCUAGCUCUAGGGUCCCCAGUUCAACAUUGAGCUUGGGUUAUAGUCUGUACAGACUUUUGCAUAUUCUCCUUAUGCCUGCAUGGGUUUACUCUGUGUUCUCCAGUUUCCUUCCACCUCCAAAAAACAUGUAUUUAGAUUGGCUAUCCUAAAUUGCCCCUAGAUGUGAAUGUGAGUGUACAUGGUGCCCUGCGAUAGCCUGGCAUCCCAUCUCAGGUGUAUUCCCACCAUGGGCACGUUUACACUUCCAGUUUAGGCUACACCCACUUUGGGUUUAAAUCCAAAUACCGAUACAAAUCUCAGACAGAUUGCAACACUAAAGGACCUUCUCUUUCUGUUUUUAGAUUUUGUGUUUCUGAAUGUGCUGUUGUGCAUUUUUGGUUUGUUAAUGUAUUUUGCACUUACAGGCCAUGCUUUAUACCAGUGAAACAUCUGGCUACAUUUUUAUCCAAGCUAACACCAAACUUUUACAAUGCUGAACAUGAUGUGCAGCAAACACAAAGGAAUGCACUUACCAAACUUACAAGACAUCAUUAAAAUGUUCACACAGAAAACAGGGAGUGAAUGCAUAAAGCUGCAUUCUCACAGUCAGUGGAGUUCUACAGGGUUCGGUGAUAAGCACAGUGAGGAUUUCAGGCAUAAGGAGAUUUAACAGACAAGAGGUUCAGCCUUUGAAACUGCCAUAACUGUAAACACAACGAGUCGUUAUUGCCAUCUUUUCCUGUCGUUCUGCUUCUUUUAUCAGGCUGCUGUUAAAUGUCAGUCAUUUCUAAGCAAAUGUUUGACUGAUAAGUGUAAACCCUUUACCUCUUGUCAUUUAACUAAUAAAAUUACAAACUGUUGAAAGACCA
Molecule: messenger RNA, 2116 nt
Organism: Ictalurus furcatus (blue catfish)
Lineage: Eukaryota; Metazoa; Chordata; Actinopteri; Siluriformes; Ictaluridae
Exons: 3
Coding region: 25-1020 (331 amino acids)
Source: RefSeq, a predicted model, not a curated record